This is a messenger RNA of Danio aesculapii, 760 nucleotides long. RefSeq names its product SPC24 component of NDC80 kinetochore complex (gene spc24). NCBI's taxonomy places the organism in Eukaryota, Metazoa, Chordata, Actinopteri, Cypriniformes, Danionidae. The record is from RefSeq and is a predicted model, not a curated record. The transcript has 6 exons. The coding region runs from base 87 to 695 and encodes 202 amino acids.
CAGAACAAACAAGAAGAACAAGAAACACCCGCCAGUUUGAAAUCUGGAUUUUCAUCGUUCAGUUUGGAUAUAUCAUUAAUGCUGAGAUGUCCCAUAACAUUGCGAUGCAUGAUGAUGACCUUGAGAAAUUGGGAGAAUCUUUGAAUGAGAUCAUCAUGAGCAGCAAGGCAGAAAGCGUUCUUCAAGGAGCAAGGAAAAAAAAGCAGGAGUUCUUUGACCACUACAUCAAGACCAAGAAGACGCUUACUGAGCUCCUAAAUGAUCUUGUGCACACAGAAGAGGUGGUCGGCCAGAAGCUUCUGGAUUUAGACCAACAGAAAAGCCAGAUUAUGCAGGAGAUCAUGAAGAUGGAGCAGGAAGUGCAGAGGAGCCAGUCUAAAAGUCAAAACCUAGACUCAGAGCUGGAAUUUCUGCAGAAAGAGCUGGAAAGACUCAGAGAUGCUGAGCAAGAAAUCCAAACCCUGCAACAGGAAGUGGAUGAAGACACAACUGAGGUCAUUCCUUCAGCCAUAUAUGUUGCUCAGCUCUACUCUAAAGUGACCAAGAUAAAGCUGGAGUUUGACACAGAGCCGCACAUGCUGAAAGGAGUUCACUACGGUGGGGAUGUGGUGACCCCCAUCAACAUAGACACCUCCACCCGUACACCCUGUGAGGUCAGCGAUGAGCUCUGGAGCCUGGUUAAGACUGAAUGGUAGACCUGCUGCAUGUGAACAGUGUUAGUUUGUUUACUGUUUGUUUUAUAUAUAUAUGUAUAUGUAUG